CUUCCACAACGACAAGCUUCCAUCACGACCCUCCCAACCCCAGCAACGUCAACCAUCAAACCACGACAACCCCCGCACUCGACGAUUGAUUGAAUCCCCUCCGCGACUCACCGAAUAGCCCUCCUCGAAAAACAGACAACCAAGCACACACAAACACACUUCUUCCCCGCCUGUUUCCGUACCCUCGGGGCAUCCAUCACGAUGGCGCUCGAUUCCUACUAUCAGAACAAGAUCGAGGCCAUGAAGCUCGAGAUCCUCAAGGGUCAAGCAGUCCUCCGCCGCCUCGAAGCCCAAAGAAACGACUACAACUCCCGCGUGAGGCUACUACGGGAAGAGCUGGGCCUCCUGCAGCAGCCUGGCUCUUACGUCGGCGAGGUCGUCAAGGUCAUGAGCACGAAGAAGGUACUGGUCAAGGUGCAUCCUGAAGGCAAAUAUGUUGUCGACGUCUCCGACAACGUCGACAUCACAAAGCUCACCGUCGGCAAGCGGGUAACCCUGCUGUCCGACAGCUACAAGCUCGAGAAGAUGCUCCCCUCCUCCGUCGACCCCCUUGUCUCCCUCAUGAUGGUCGAGAAGGUGCCCGACAGCACGUAUGAUAUGAUUGGUGGUCUGGAUCAGCAGAUCAAGGAAAUCAAGGAGGUCAUCGAGCUGGGUCUCAAGCACCCCGAGCUCUUCGAGUCGCUCGGUAUCGCACAACCAAAGGGCGUCCUGCUCUACGGCCCCCCUGGUACGGGAAAGACGCUUCUUGCCCGUGCCGUCGCCCACCACACCGACUGCAAGUUCAUCAGGGUGUCCGGUUCCGAGCUGGUGCAGAAGUACAUUGGUGAAGGUAGCCGCAUGGUCCGCGAGCUCUUCGUCAUGGCCCGCGAGCAUGCCCCUUCCAUCAUCUUCAUGGACGAGAUCGACUCUAUCGGCUCUUCCCGUGUCGAGGGCUCCUCGGGCGGUGACUCGGAGGUCCAGCGCACCAUGCUCGAGCUCCUCAACCAGCUCGACGGCUUCGAGCCUACCAAGAACAUCAAGGUCAUCAUGGCCACCAACCGUCUCGACAUUCUCGACCCCGCCCUGCUGCGUCCCGGCCGUAUCGACCGCAAAAUCGAGUUCCCCCCACCCUCUGUCGAGGCCCGCGCCGACAUUCUUCGCAUCCACAGCCGCAAGAUGAACCUGACGAGAGGUAUCAACCUCACAAAGAUUGCCGAGAAGAUGAACGGCUGCUCCGGCGCCGAGCUCAAAGGUGUCUGCACAGAGGCCGGCAUGUACGCCCUCCGCGAGCGCAGAGUCCAUGUCACCCAGGAGGACUUUGAGCUCGCCACCGCAAAGAUUCUCAACAAGCACGAUGACAAGGAGGUGUCUCUCGGCAAGCUCUGGAAGUAAGAGCGCACCGGGAGACAAGGAGAGAAAAGGGAAAGAGUGCCAGAUUGGCGCAUGCAGUGGAAGAGUGCGAAAACGAAGCAACGACGGCGACAUCUUUGCUGGACUGGCGGGAAUUGGGCUGGUGGGCAGGGCGGUGGCGGUGGAAACAGCGUCCGCGCGAUAUUUGCGCGCGCAAGUGGCGCUUGUACGGCUAAUUAUGUACGACUACAUAGACACGGAAUCAGCCACGGUGACUUGCA
Molecule: messenger RNA, 1610 nt
Organism: Colletotrichum destructivum
Lineage: Eukaryota; Fungi; Ascomycota; Sordariomycetes; Glomerellales; Glomerellaceae
Product: Putative AAA+ ATPase domain, ATPase, AAA-type, core, nucleic acid-binding protein
Exons: 2
Coding region: 202-1371 (389 amino acids)
Biological process (GO): proteasome-mediated ubiquitin-dependent protein catabolic process
Cellular component (GO): proteasome regulatory particle, base subcomplex
Molecular function (GO): ATP hydrolysis activity; ATP binding; proteasome-activating activity
Source: RefSeq, a predicted model, not a curated record